Galendromus occidentalis (western predatory mite) is the source of this 2210-nucleotide messenger RNA. Its product is annotated as peptidyl-prolyl cis-trans isomerase D. Gene Ontology annotation, cellular component: cytoplasm. The coding region runs from base 323 to 1516 and encodes 397 amino acids. Lineage: Eukaryota; Metazoa; Arthropoda; Arachnida; Mesostigmata; Phytoseiidae. Gene Ontology annotation, molecular function: peptidyl-prolyl cis-trans isomerase activity; protein binding; cyclosporin A binding. The record is from RefSeq and is a predicted model, not a curated record. The transcript is spliced from 7 exons. Gene Ontology annotation, biological process: protein folding; protein peptidyl-prolyl isomerization.
AAGAUUUCGUUCUGUGUAUUCGUGUUUUCUCUGUAGCCACCAAGGAGGCACGCCAGAGCAGGAAGUGGUCUCCCUGAUACUUCACAGCGCGUACCGCUGUUUCCUUGCUCGGAAGCAGAACCGAAGUUCCCGUGAUUGGAAGAGCGCCGCUCGCUGGAAUCAGCGGCGCCGCUGCGGCAGGGACGACGGCUUCGCCCAUUGGAGAGUCCAUGAAAAGUACCUGCUAGGUCGGAGAACAGGCAAGAAGCCCCGAGUUUCACCCGGAGAUCGAUAGGGAACCUUCGCGCGAAUCGUACUCAGUCAGUGUUGCUCCUUGGCCGGGAUGGCCGCUCCUGCAGAAAACCCCAUGGUUUUCCUCGACAUUCGGAUCGGCGAAGAACAGAUUGGGAGGGUGGUUCUUGAGCUUUAUCAGGAGGAGUUCCCCAACACAGUCCGGAAUUUCCUCGCUCUCGCGACUGGCGAAGGCCGCGGCUCGAACGGGCAACAGAUCUCUUACAAGGGUACUCGAAUAUUCAAAGUUGUGCCCCGAUUCGCCAUCCAAGGCGGCGACGUGGAGAACAACGAUGGAACCGGCAGCGAAACGAUCUAUGGGAAGUUCUUCCCGAAGGAAGGUCCUUUCAAAUCGCAUACCUCAGCCGGCCUUCUCGGGAUGGCGAGUCACGAUGCCGAAUCGAGCGGAAGUCAAUUUUAUAUCACCACGGUACCGAACUGCACUCACCUCGACGGCAAGAGUACGGUUUUCGGACGAGUAGUGAGAGGCAUGGGCGUGAUCACCCAAGUCGAAUGCAUAGUCACCACUCACAACGACGCACCCACCGAGGACGUCGUCGUUGACGACUGCGGUUUGUAUGAGUGUGGAAUGCCGCUCGGACCCGAGGACUCUUACGGAGACGACGUGUUCCCACCCUUCCCAGAGGACUGUCCACCGACGUUCAUCAACUUCACAUCCCUCCAGGACGUGAUCCACGUGGCGGAGCGCGUUCGCAUCGUUGGCAAUUUCUAUUACAAGAGCGAGCGCUAUACUAAGGCCAAUUCGAAGUAUAAGAAGGCGCUCAGGUACUUGAUGAAGUUCCAAGAAGAUGCUCAAUCGUCGAAUCAUGAUCUCAGUCCCAAGGAGGAGCUCGAAGUCACCCACGCUGUCAUCCACAAUCUCUUGAACUCGGCGGCUUGCAAAAUUAAGCUCCAACUAUACGACGAGGCUCUGGAGAAUUGUAAUGAAGCUCUGGACUGUGUGCCGAACCACGUCAAGGCUCUCUACCGGAGAGGUCAAGCCUACCACGGAAAACGCGAAUACGAACGAGCAGUGGCGGAUCUGCUGGUGGCUCAGCAACUCGAACCGACAAAUCAUUCCAUUAUUGCGGAGCUCAAGGCUUGUCGCGGGGAGAUGACCAUGUACAAAGAGCGGGAGAGACGCGCUUGUCAGAAGUACUUCAAGAGCUUAAACAACACGCCAAAUAAUGGUGAAGCUCAAAACAGCCAGAACAAUGGGUCGCAACCUGAAGCGAUGCUGAAUUAGAUUUGACCUGUAAAUCGAACAUUGUUGUAGAUAAGUUGUCUUUUUUCUCGUUAUCCUGCACGAUUCCCUCUGACCUCAGCUUGGGUGGCUUCGAAAUAAUUUCAUUAGACCCGCGCUGAACUGACCGCCUCAACGGAUGAUUUACGUAGAGUACUUCCCCCGUAAGAAAAUUCAUUCAUCCAUGGUCUGAUAUUUGAUGUAAGACGGAGAGAAACGCUGUAUAUCUUACGUUUAUUUGAGGGGCUCCUUCGUCAGUGGCAUAUUUUUCUGACGAAAUAAAAUCCGAGCAAUACCAAGUCUAUGUCCCUAAAUACGAGGGGAAACGGAAUCAAAACUGAUGUACCUUAAAACCGUGGGGAUAUAGUUCCGUGUUUCCGCCUGCGAUUGGGCUGCUCUUGUUCGGCUCGUCUGUUCCGGAGGGAGUGAUUCAGCAAUCAGUCGUCACGAGUUCUGACAAUUAUGAUCCUCUAUAGUUGACGAAAUACACACAAGAGGACGAUAUUAAAUAUUAUUUUGGCACGAUCGCAUACUGAGACGGGAAGACGUCGAUACAACGUAUCCACCGUUCCUUGUGGUCAAGACCCUCCGUUAGAUAAGCGGAGAAAUCGCGAGCUUGUAUUCCGGAUUCAUCGACUCUAACGGUUCGACUACACAGAUGAGCGGCGGCUAUCGACUGAAUGUUGAUUGAUGAGAU